AUGUAAACUCAUUCCUAGAGCUUUCCUGAGACACAUUUUGAGUUCUUGAAUAACUUGGCACUUGAGUAAUCUGACUCUAAUUCUUCUUCAAGUAGGGCUCAAAGCCACAAACAUAAAUAGAUUAUCAGUAAUGAUGCCAAAACUUAAUACGAAUCUCAAGGCGAGGAAUUCUAUGAUCAGAUGUAGAAUGAAAUAAACAAUUAUGAAGAUGUGAAUCUGAUCAAUGAGGAAUAGCAGAUAAACGCUGGAGGUGGAGCCGAUAUAUUUUAAAAGGACAGACCACUUUCUUUACUUUAAAAAUGCUCAAAGAUAGCUAAAACCCAUGAUUACGACUAAAAUCAAAGUAAAAUAAUAAAUCUGGUAAAGACUGAGCUUGUUCUAGACAAAAUGAAGUCCUAAUAAUAUGGUUAACCGAAAAGAGAGGAUCAUGAUAAUUCGAGUAAUGAAGAAUUAAUCGAUUAUCAAAGAGCUCCCAGCCCAAAUGAUAUAAUGAGGUAGACUUAGAUUCACCACUAACCAAUAGUAUAAAUACGCAAUUCUCAACCCACAACAACUACUAAUUAAAGCUCUGAUCUAAAUUUCUCAUAGACUUUGCAUUCUUACGAAAGGUAAAAUGUCAAGAUUAAGAGGCUAGAGAUAAAAAGAGCAUAAUUAGAAAAAGAACUUCAUAAGCAGUUACUACAGCAACAGUUAUUAGGGGCAAGACUUUAAAAAAGGGCUUUUUAAGAUAUUAAAAUAGAAAACUCUAAAUUGGAUAUAGGUAUCGCAAGAUGUUACAUUAAUAAAAAUUUAUUGAAUCCUCAUCUAGAAAAAGAAAAACUAAAAGAAUUUGAGAUGUUUUAUUAGAUAGAAGUACUUGGUAACUAAGUCUUUCCUGAUGAAGUCAGAAAGAAUCAAUUAUUCAAUAGUGAGAGAAUCUAAAUCAAGGGGUAAGCUCAGAUUAUCUAGUGGAAUUAGACUUUCACUAUCAAUCUUGUUGAAGGUCUUGAAAAGCUACAGAUUAAGAUAUGUUUAUUCUCUAUUGUUAUGGGAAAACUUUAAAUUGAGACUCUAGACCUUGAUAUUGAUAAACUACUUCCAAAGUUAAUGGACUAAAAGAUUAAGCAAAUGCCAUUCGUCACUAAGAAUGAAUGUGCUUUCGAAAUAAUUCUCAAAUGGAGAUAUGAUGAUACAAAAUAAAAACAUAAAGAAAUCUCAAGAAGAAUUAUCAAAAUUAGAUAAGUUUUAGAUGACUAUCAUAGGCAAAUAUAAGAUGCAAUAAAUGAAAAUUCUAUUACUGCCAAUAGUACUGGAAGAAUCGAUGAGACUGCCAUUUAGAACUAAACUGACAAUAUGCAGUAAUCAUAAUACUCUGAGUAUGGAGAAAUUUAUCAUGCAACACCAUGCUUCAGCAAUCCAAAUAUUGAUAAAAAAGCAACCACAGAGUAUUUAACUACAGGAUAAAAGAAAAGGGUUUUAGCAAGAAAGAGCUCAAAGACUCCUUCCAAAUAUAGCUCAAGUAGAAUAUCAGGGACAGGUAAAUCAUAAGAUGGCGGUGGAGAAAGAGAUCAUUCUAAUACUAGCAGCAACACAGGUUAUAUACCACAUUUCUAAAAUCCCCCUGACUCUGGAUAUACAAGUCUUCAAAGUCCAUUAACUAAUGAUCAUCAUCAUCAUAAUAGAGUACCAUCCUUCUCUAAUUCUAAUGACUUCCUUCCAAUGUGUAAGACAAGCAGGCCAGAUUAUCAAGAAGAUAUCAUGGAAACCAAGGAAUAGGAUGAAUUCAGUACUGUCGAAUUAGACAAGGAUUCUCCAAACGAGAGAGAAAAAGCUAGAUUGAAUCAGGAUUUUUUAAAAUAUUAAAAGAAGUUAAAGCUUAAUAGAAUGCAAAAUAUUCUUGAGAAGAAGUUCUCUAAAAUGGCUAAUAGAACAGUAAAAAUUCCUACUCGAAAUUCUUCUUCAGGAUAAAACUCCAUUUUGAUAAACAAGGACAAGAAAUCAUCGAUAAUCGAGAUAAAAGAAAAAGUUAAAUUAAGCAUUUCACAAAAAAUGCAGAAUCCUUAAGUUACCUAGAAUCUAUACAAUCCUGAAAAUAUUCCUAUAAAGUAACAAUUUUUAAAAGCAAACAAUUAGCUGUUUGCUAGGCAAUCUUAAUAGGUUAGAGUUGUUAGACACAUAAAUCUAAAUUCUAAUGAAACUAAUCCUGCGGGGGACGUUACGUUCGAUAAUUAAAAAACUCGAGUUGCUGUUGCAAGUGCCAAAACAAGUAGUAAUUUAUUACUUUUUUAACCUUCUUUUACUACUCCACCUUCUAAUAGUCAAAGCAAAGACAAGAAUGAGAGUGAUUAUAAUUAAACCAAUCAAUAGCCAACUGUUUACUAAAUUAAUAAAAAGAAAAACUCACAUGCUGCUCAUAGUCUUCUAUAAUUCCAAAAGAGAACUUCCCCAGAUAGCACAAUACCUUAAAUUAAAGUUUUUGAUCCACUAAAUAAUAACAUCUCUUAUAGUACUUAAUUGCAUACUGAAAGACCAUCUAUUAAAUAAAGUGAAAAUUUAGAAUAAGAUUUCAUGUAAGAGCAUCCAGGUAUUAAAGAUUAAAAACACAGUCCUAGAAUCAGUGAGAUUACUCAGUUUAAAGGGAUCUCACCUCAAUAACUAGCUAAUUAACUUAUCAAAGAUAGAUCAACAGCAAAAAUUGAUAAGCCUCCUUUAAAUCCACCCAAAACAGACAGUUCAUUAAACAAAUUUAUAUUAAAUAACCCCAAACGAUAAUCAGCUAACUUCAACAUUAAUGAUAUCAAGAGAUUAAAGUAAUAGAAACUUAUUUAACUAAGCAGUAUUUCUUAGCAUAAAUCUUCGAAUUCUAUCGGCAGUAGCUAUGGAAUCACUCCUUAAGGAUCUACUUUCCGUGUUAACGAUUCAAGCACCAUUGAUAAGACUAAAAAGGUUGUAGAGAUUGAUCUAUUCUCUGAUAAUGGAACAAAAGAAGAAGAAGCUAAAAGUGAUAGUGGAUCAAUUACUAGAUCUAUUGGUAACUUUUUCAAAAGACUAUUCUGA
Messenger RNA from Stylonychia lemnae, 3036 nucleotides. The record is from the annotation of a GenBank genome assembly. Lineage: Eukaryota; Ciliophora; Spirotrichea; Sporadotrichida; Oxytrichidae.